CUCAGCCACUCUCUUGCGAGUCUUCCAUUAAAGGUUCCAUGUACCACUAGGCUAACGCAGCCGCAGCCCAAAUGUACCUAAUGUUAAAGCCUUGCACAGGAAGGCUACUAAUUUAGCUAAGCCACAACGCCUUUCCACCUGUAUUGCGUUUUUAUAUAUUCUCACUUUUUCAUGUUCCAGAAGAUCCAAGGAAAGUUUUCACAAUGCCGGGACCUACUGUAAUGGCGUGGUACUGUUCUUGGUGUGAAUUUGGUCCAAAUUCUAUUGUGUAUGACGUAGUUUGCCCCAAUUGUCGACAUCUGAAAGGGGAACACGCCAACAUUGGAACUGGAGGCAGUUCCGCACCACCAGAUGGCCCUCAAACUUCAUCUUCUUCGAAGUCACGACGCUCAAAGCUCAAAAUUCGCAAAGGACCGAAGAAUGAGGGAAUAAAAGACAAUAAGAAACACUCUUCAGCCAUACCUGUUACAACUCCUUCUACGACGACAACAGACAUAUCCCUCAACCGAGAGUUAGUUGGUGCGGGAGAUCGUUAUUUGCCGUCAUCAACUUCUUCUUCUUCUUUGCAGUCUCUCGCCGAUAGUAUAACCUCCCUUGCUUCUGUGUCGCCUACAAGUUCUCUUGCUUCGAGUGUGCCCGAGGCAAAGACUGCGUUUCAAAGAGUUUUCAGUCUCUUGAGAUUCUUCUCGGAGCAGUACGACGAGCUCUUGACGAAAGCCUCACCGGAAAAGGUCAGUCGCAACUUAGGGACGUUAUUCAAAAAGUUUGCAAGAGAUCUUGAGAAAGUUGCAACAACUGGCGACGAGAAACAUACAGCAAAGUUUGUUCGGAGCCAUGCCAGGAAGCUCGCACAGGGCCUUGUAGAAUCAUCAAGUCAAGAGACACCUCGUAUCUUGCGCGAUCCAGAACUAGACGAGUCUGAUGAGUCCCAAGCCGAAAAUGUACAAGAAGAUCCAGACGAUUUCCUUGAUUUGGAAGCUUUUAUUAUGACAUCUGAUGCCUUCCAACAGCUACGGCUAGACAUCCAGUUGCUCUUAGGACACACUUACUUGGAGAAGUCUGCUGCCAAUUUUGAUGAUCAUUCGUCAGAUGUGUCUCUUAACAACAAAGAGACUGUGCUUGUUGCGCUCACUUCUUCCAAAGACGGAGAAAGCAGCGUACCACCACGUGGCUGGAAUUUGAAUAGCAUUGGAAAGUAUAUCUGGACUCUUCUCGUACCAGAGCCUCCUAUUCCACGAGGCAUGACCAGAGUAAAAUGGCAAUGUGCAUGUGGAGAAGCGUUAUAUGACGACUAUCUUGAGCUGGAACUUGGAGCGGCCCGCGAAAUGGAACAAUAUCUGCAAACGGUCAAUUAUCGAACACCUCCUCCAAGCGACACAACCAUCCGACGCGCUCCAACGAAACUUCUCCAGCACAUUUAUGAGAUCGUUCAGUUCGUUGUUAACAAGUUGAGAGGCAGAAGAUCACCUGUUCUUGUUGAGACCGAGCUCAGAUACUACUCGGAAAGUCGAGCAACGCGAACCCCUCCCCAUACCUUAGCUGAGGUCUAUUAUCUACUGACGUGCUAUAAUGAUCGAGUUGGCGCAGAGGCUGUCAGGCUCAGGCAGUUAGAUGUGUCUGAUAUCGACAAUGAUCAAGCACUCUUCCAGUGCCUUCAUGCCGAGUAUAGCAUGCUCAGAACACGCUGGUGCCGUUGGCUUUCCCUGUGGAGUCUACAGAGCAUCAGGUUCGCCAAGUUCGAACUAUUCGGGAACGAUUUGAUUGACAUCAAGAAGCUAGAUGAAGUACCCCCUCCAACAAAAGAUUUGGAGUAUCGGCAUGGACCUCCCAACCCCCCUAAGAUCAUUCCCCCACUUGGGCCAGAGUUUCUAAAGCAUAUGUUUCAACACCCUGAGCUUGCAGGAUCGAAUCGGCAUUGCCUCAAUAAGAUACCACGAAGGCUGAGAGAUAGACUGGUGGUCGUUGAUCGAGACUACCCUCCACUUGGUUGGGGUCUGCAGUUUGUUGAAGGAUGGAGCAAGAGGCGGCUCAUGUACGUGGCUGCUGUGAUAUUUGGCCUGGGAAGCUUUAUUGUGAUGAUAUUGGUCUCAGUGUUAGGGCAAAACAUUCAGAAUGCGGGCGCGAUAGCAAGCUUCAUGUUGUCCUUGGUGACAAUCGGUGUUGCUGCUCUGCAGGCAGGAAUGCACAUGUCAUGACGAUGCCGCUAGCUACGGCCUCGGGGUCGAAUUGGCCGCUGAAGUCAGAAUAUCGAAG
Messenger RNA from Mollisia scopiformis, 2253 nucleotides. RefSeq lists its product as uncharacterized. Lineage: Eukaryota; Fungi; Ascomycota; Leotiomycetes; Helotiales; Mollisiaceae. The transcript has 2 exons. The record is from RefSeq and is a predicted model, not a curated record. Bases 204 to 2195 code for a protein of 663 amino acids.